This is a messenger RNA of Gadus chalcogrammus (walleye pollock), 1334 nucleotides long. RefSeq names its product gamma-aminobutyric acid type A receptor subunit beta4 (gene gabrb4). Gene Ontology annotation, biological process: regulation of membrane potential; nervous system process; chemical synaptic transmission. Bases 16 to 1272 code for a protein of 418 amino acids. The record is from RefSeq and is a predicted model, not a curated record. Lineage: Eukaryota; Metazoa; Chordata; Actinopteri; Gadiformes; Gadidae. Gene Ontology annotation, cellular component: GABA-A receptor complex; neuron projection; membrane. Gene Ontology annotation, molecular function: extracellular ligand-gated monoatomic ion channel activity; neurotransmitter receptor activity; GABA-A receptor activity. The transcript has 7 exons.
CCAGUGAUCGUAGGAAUGAGCAUCAACAUCGCCAGCAUCGACUCGAUAUCUGAAGUCAACAUGGACUACACCAUCACCAUGUAUUUCCAGCAGAGCUGGCGGGACAAGCGGCUGGCGUACAAUGAGAUGAGCCUGAACCUGACGCUGGACAACCGCGUGGCCGACCAGCUCUGGCUGCCCGACACCUACUUCCUGAACGACAAGAAGUCCUUCCUGCACGGCGUCACCGUUAAGAACCGCAUGAUCCGCCUGCACCCGGACGGAACCGUGCUGUACGGGCUGAGGAUCACCACCACGGCCGCCUGUAUGAUGGACCUGCGCCGCUACCCGCUGGACGAGCAGAACUGCACCCUGGAGAUCGAGAGCUACGGCUACACCACGGACGACAUCGUGUUCUUCUGGCAGGGCGGGGACAGCGCGGUGACAGGCGUGGACAAGCUGGAGCUGCCCCAGUUCUCCAUCGUGGCUCUGCGGCUGGUGUCCAGGGAGGUGCGCUUCACCACAGGCUCCUACCCCCGCCUGUCGCUCAGCUUCAGGAUCAAGAGGAACAUCGGAUACUUCAUCCUGCAGACGUACAUGCCCUCCAUCCUGAUCACCAUCCUGUCCUGGGUCUCCUUCUGGAUCAACUACGACGCUUCGGCCGCCCGCGUGGCCCUGGGCGUAACCACGGUGCUCACCAUGACGACCAUCAACACCCACCUGCGGGAGACGCUCCCCAAGAUCCCGUACGUGAAGGCCAUCGACGUCUACCUCAUGGGCUGCUUCGUCUUUGUGUUCCUGGCGCUGUUGGAGUACGCCUUUGUCAACUACGUCUUCUUCGGUCGCGGGCCGCAGCAGCAGAAGAAGAUCAACGAGAGAAUCAACAAGGUCAACAACGAGCGCCCACGAUACGAGGAGAAGAGACUACGAGAACAGGUGGACGCCUACGGUAACAUCCUGCUCACCACGCUGGAGAUGAACAACGAGGUGAUGCCGUCGGACGGCGGCGGCGGCAGCGUCAGCGACUCGCUCAACUCGGUCAUGUCCUUCGACAGCUCCAGCGUCCAGUUCAGGAAGCCCAUGACGCAGCGCGACGGCUUCGGCCACCACUCGCUGGACCGCGGCGCCAUGCGAAGCCGCGCCAACUGCCGGCUGCGGCGGCGCUCGUCCAAGCUCAAGCUGAAGAUCCCCAACCUGGCGGACGUCAGCACCAUCGACAAGUGGUCGCGCGUCAUCUUCCCCAUCACCUUCGGCUUCUUCAACCUCAUCUACUGGCUGUACUACGUGAACUGAGGCGCACCCCCAUAGGAAUAAUGGGCCAUAUUUUGAGAGCUCGUUGAUUUGGCUUUGAUACA